AUCGACCUCCACCACGCAACAUGGACAACCUCAAGUUCGACGAGUUCCUGCAUGCAGGAGAGCCCGGCGCCAUGUCCGUGGCCACGGCCUGCGCGAAGCUUCAGAAGCUCUUGACGACGGAACUGUCGACGCCGCUACACUUGCAUUCCGUGGACAGUCGCCGAAAGUUUUUUGCGUUCUUUCCUCGGUUGUUGGACCGUGUGUUUGGCGAAGACGUUCAAAGCAAGAACAGCUCGGCGUGGAUAGCCACGGUACCACAAAGCAAUGGUCCCUCGGGUGAUUCGUCUGGUGCUCACUCGUCUUCCCGGCCGACGUCCCCUCGCGCAAACCAAGGCCCGAAUGCGCACUUGGGGGAACAAGGCCAGGCCGUGGUCGAGCUGUUCCAAAAGUCACUGUUCGACUUUGUCUUCAACAUCUCGCACGCCGUUCGAUUCCGACUCGACUUGACGCUGCUUCCUCUGCCUGCGCAAGUGGAAAUGCGCAACGCCGGCGCGGUGACGCCGUUGUAUGCCAAAAUGUUUUCGUCUCCGAGUCUCAGCGUGAAUGGCAAAAACCAGUGCUUCAUGGUGCCCAUCCAGCCGUACUUUCUCUUUAGCUUCCUUCGGUACCCCGUAUCCACUUCGAAACUCAAACGGCCGAUCGCCGCCGCCGCCACCACAAACGCCUCCGCGACCAACACGUCGUCCUCGCCGCCAAUGGCAUCUUCGACCAACAACUACUGGUGGCGCACGUCGUUUCCCAAGGAAGGCAUCACGUCGCUCACACAUCGCCACGCGUACAACGUGCUCCUGCUCGCGUACCUCGAAUCCUUCUUGCCCCACGGCCCAGAGAAGCUGUCGUUCAAAAGUGGACGCAAGCAAUCGAUGGAGCUGUUCCUGAACCUUCUGGUGGAGAUUUGGCUUCGUCAGAACCAAGUCACGUACGGCUCGAACGACGCCACGGCCCUGCAUCACCCGCUCGCGGUGGUCAAAGCCAUUGACCAGUUCACACCCCACACGGACGACGUGCUUUGCUGCCUCCUCAUCACAGUCGUGCACGUACUAGCCGACCCCCAUAUCCCCCUGCUCGUCCACCCCAGCACCCACGUCGUGCUCAAAGCCAUCCAAGAACCCCUCUACGAUUUCUUCCACAUUGGCUUUGCCAGGUCGGCCCCGGACUCGAACCCGACGUCGUUUUGUAUGUUGGUGGAUGUGCUGCUCGCGUACCUCCAGCCGUGGCAGUGUGUGCACUGGGCUACUUCGCCCUCGUCCCCCCCCUCGGCGUCGUACUCGCCGGCAUAUGCCAUCUACGUGUUGGCCAACUACCAUUUCUACACGACGCUCUUUGGGGUGUUUAUCGUGCACGCGCGCGAAUUGGACUGGGACGUCCCCACGGGUCAAAUGCUCGAGCGCGCGUUGCAAGUUUACACGCCAGAGUUGCUGGCGUUGCUGGCCCAAGCCCACGCCUUCUUGGCCUGCCAAUCCGGUGCUACUUCUUCUUCCGCGACGACGCUCUCGUCGGCCGAGACCAACGUGUUGCUCCGCCACUUGUCUGAAUUUGGCCUCACGCCGUACCCCGUGUCGCUCUCCCAGGACUUUCGCCGCAACGCCGAGCACGUUCUCGACAAACUCCAGUAUGCCCGGGACACGCACCCCAAGCCACCGUCGGCGGCGUUGUUUCUGUCGUCCGUGUUCCACUCGUCCACGGCGUCCGCUUCGUCGCCUUUGCCGCCUUCCGCGGCCGACACGUCGUUGGAUGCGACGCUGGACCGCGCCGCCACUCGCCUCCGCGCGGUCUUUGACAUCCCGUCCACGUACGUCGUGCCCGCGUCGUCGUUCCAGACGCCUCUCGCCCGCGCCUUCUCCCUAGCGUCCCUCGACGCUGCUCGCGAUUCGCACCAUGAGCUGACCCCCCAAGGCCGAGCGCAAAUCCGCCUCGGCAAACGACUCAGCUCCGUGGACCUGGCCGUACACUACCGCGGCGACCCCAUGCUCAAACCCAUCAGUUCGUACGAGAUUCCGUCGCUGGUGCGCCUGUGGUACAAAGUGUCGGUGGCAAUCAAUGCCAUGCUGGACCUUCCUCCGUCCGACGGCUUUCGCGUGAAUUUGCGCUUCCUCGCCGCCAAAAGCAACGUGUUGUGGCUUGCCAUCGCCAUUGCCCUCACGUACACGUUGCUGUGGUAGUUAGUUGCCCAGCUAGCUACGACCUGCAUGCCGGGGUCGAUGGGCUAGUUUUGCGGGGGGGGGUGCAUACUAUGUAGUAUGUAUCGGGGUUGUCCGAGCAAAAUUAUAGGCUUGUCAGCCCAGGUGGUCUGUCUAUUUAAACAAAGAACGAGUAGCACAACU
This is a messenger RNA of Aphanomyces astaci, 2324 nucleotides long. RefSeq lists its product as hypothetical. The transcript has 2 exons. Gene Ontology annotation, molecular function: sphingomyelin phosphodiesterase D activity. Gene Ontology annotation, biological process: ceramide biosynthetic process; sphingomyelin catabolic process; glycerophospholipid catabolic process. Lineage: Eukaryota; Oomycota; Saprolegniomycetes; Saprolegniales; Verrucalvaceae. The record is from RefSeq and is a predicted model, not a curated record. Bases 21 to 2162 code for a protein of 713 amino acids.